Molecule: messenger RNA, 1474 nt
Organism: Mizuhopecten yessoensis (Yesso scallop)
Lineage: Eukaryota; Metazoa; Mollusca; Bivalvia; Pectinida; Pectinidae
Product: splicing factor 3A subunit 2-like
Exons: 9
Coding region: 147-1091 (314 amino acids)
Biological process (GO): spliceosomal complex assembly
Cellular component (GO): U2-type prespliceosome; catalytic step 2 spliceosome; nucleus
Molecular function (GO): nucleic acid binding; zinc ion binding
Source: RefSeq, a predicted model, not a curated record
UACGUAAGCUUAAAAAAUUGUUCACGCUAGUGCUUUAUUUCAAACAUGUCUCUGAUCCUGAAAACGUUGAUGGACGCAUGAACAGAACUUCUUAACCGAUUUUUCCAUAAACAGCAUAUUUAGCUGGUUAGAGUUUUACCUACACUAUGGAUUUCCAGCAUCGAGCUGGAGGGAAGACGGGGACAGGAGGCGUGGCCUCUGCCUCAGAAUCCAACCGAGAUCGGAGGGAACGCCUACGUCAGUUGGCACUGGAAACCAUAGAUCUUCUCAAGGACCCUUACUUUAUGAAGAACCACUUGGGCUCCUAUGAGUGUAAGCUGUGUCUGACACUACAUAAUAAUGAGGGAAGUUAUUUAGCUCACACACAAGGCAAGAAACAUCAGGCUAAUCUCGCUCGUCGUGCAGCCAAGGAAGCUAAAGAGGCCCCAGCACAACCUGCGCCAGAGAAAGCUCGCGUUGACAUCAAAAAGUUUGUCAAGAUAGGACGUCCUGGUUACAAAGUGACAAAGCAGAGGGAUCCUGACAAUGGACAGCAGAGUCUGUUGUUUCAGAUUGAUUACCCAGAGAUUGUGGAGGGAAUAAUGCCACGCCACAGAUUUAUGGCCGCGUAUGAGCAGAAGAUGGAACCUCCAGACAGGAAGUGGCAGUACCUUCUGUUUGCUGCGGAACCUUAUGAGACCAUUGCUUUCAAGGUUCCUAGUCGAGAAGUGGACAAGGAUUCCAAGAAGAUCUGGUCUCACUGGAAUAGGGAGACAAAACAGUUUUUCCUUCAGUUUGCCUUCAAGCUUGACUCAAAGCCAGCGUCAUCUACACCACAGCCACCACCCAGUGGCCCCCCUCCUCCCUCACAACCCCCAUCACAGCCCCCGUCACAACCCCCCAGUACCCCUGUUACACAAUUACCGCCUCCACCAAGGAUGCCCCCACCCCCUCGCAUGCCCCCUNUUUCCCACCCAUGCCCCCAGGUCCACCCCCUAUGGCACCUCCUCCUAUGCCCCCAGGCAGUGCCCCUCUACCUGGUCAUGCUCCACCCCCAGGUCCUCCUCAAGGCAUGCCAGCACCACCCCCUCCUCCUGUCCCUCCCCCUAUGAUGCCUUCUUCUGCCCCACCCAUUAUGCCUGUUGCCCCUGCCCCUCCACCUCCUCCCCCGCCUUCAAUGCCACCAGGAUCCUCAUAGUAACACAGUGGACAGUUCUUUGUGGACCUUAUUUACGGAAACGAGUGAACAUCUCUCAAUAGACUCAUCAAAAUGGACAUCAAUAUUCAAAUUGAACAUUAUUCCAUUGAUAUUUUCAUUACCUGACAUUAUUUUAGUAUAUGUUUCAAUAUCUUGUCUAAAUGAGAGCAGAAUGUGUUAUGUUGUCAAAAAAAAGCAGAACAUUGUAUGCCAAUUAUGAAGUCAUGUAAAAUAGGUGUAUUUCAAUUAAUUGACGUAUACCCGGUAAAUGUAUUAAAAUAAAAAAUACAAGAAAUC